Episyrphus balteatus (marmalade hoverfly) is the source of this 6032-nucleotide messenger RNA. RefSeq names its product sushi, von Willebrand factor type A, EGF and pentraxin domain-containing protein 1-like. The transcript has 21 exons. Gene Ontology annotation, biological process: Notch signaling pathway. The annotation marks the transcript as partial. Gene Ontology annotation, molecular function: calcium ion binding; Notch binding. Lineage: Eukaryota; Metazoa; Arthropoda; Insecta; Diptera; Syrphidae. The record is from RefSeq and is a predicted model, not a curated record.
AUUCUUUGUUCAAUUGGAAGGAGUUCUUGUUGCCACCCACUAGCAAGCUGUGAAUGUCGAAUACCUUCCGGUCACUAUGCAUGUGUCUGCCCAGAUGGUUAUGUUGGAGAUGGUCUUGUAGAAGAAUGUCGACCUUGUCCUCCGAGAUCCUACUGGUCUCAUUCACAAACUUGUACAGCUUGUCCGGACAUAAACCACGUAACACUGUCAAUCCCAGCUAUUGGUAUUGAAAAUUGUAUAUGCAAGCCUGGUUUCAAACGAACUGCUGAUCAUCGAUGUGAAGGAAUAACUUGCCCAAGACUUAGUCCACCAGACAAUGGUUACUUUGUUACUCAGCCAACUACGAAUGCUAAUGUUCUAAAUGCUGCUAAUGGUGUACGGUGUAAAUCGGGAUAUCAUUUAUUAGGAAGCAGUCUUCGUCUUUGUCAAGAGAACGGAACUUGGUCAGGAACUGAAGCUCAAUGUGUCCUUAAAUCAUGUCCAAGUCUUCCGGUGCCCCAAAAUGGAAUGAUCACUUGUCAAAAUCAUGACCUGGAACUUCCAUCAUUCGAUUACACACCACAAAAUGACAGUUUUAUGGAAGGUUAUCUAGAUGACUCAAAACGUCGUACAGAGCCAAUGCCAAUUGAUACUGAAUGUUCUUAUCGCUGCAGUCCUGGACAUUACAUAGUUGGUUCAAAAAAUAGAAAUUGUUUGCCUUUGUCUAAAUGGGAUGGUCGCCAAACAACUUGCAAGACGGUAAUGUGUGCUCCCCUUCCAAAACCGAAAUUUGGUUAUUAUGAGCAUUCAGAAUGUACACAGGGUAAACAACCCUAUGGGACAAAUUGCACGCUUAUUUGUCCAGAAGGAUUUACACUCAAAGGUGCAGGAACUCGUGUAUGUUCUGGUAAAAAGAAUGGUUUUUGGACACCGAAAAAUAAAAAUUCUAAAUGCGUUGAUAUUACUCCACCAAAGCUUGUUUGUCCAGACAAUUAUACUCUAGAACUGCCUCCAAACAAUGACUCAAUUUUCGUAAUUUCCUUACCAUUACCAUUGGAAGUUCAAGAUUCAUCAUCGUCUAGUGUUAAAAUUUGGACCAAACCAUCAGUUGACGAUGCAACAGGUGUUGGUCUUAAAAUUGGACAUCAUACAUUCACUUAUUAUGCAAGUGAUCAAUUUAAUAAUAAAGCUGAGUGUAAUUUCCGAGUGACAGUUCUUGAUAGAACUCCACCAAGUGUCGAAAAUUGUGUUGAUUCAGAAGAAUUUUGGAUAACAACAGAUAAUGUGACAUCGAAAAUUGAAUGGGAAGAACCAACUUUUGUAGAUAAUUCUAAAGAAGAUGUUGAAAUUAGAGUCUUAACAGCAUUGGAUCCACGAAAAAUGACAACACUUGUUGCAGGAGAAUAUCCAAUUUUGUAUACCGGACAAGACCGAUCGAAAAAUUACAAUGAGUGCUUAUUGAAUAUAACAAUAAAAGAGCUAACCUGCGAUCCCCUACCAUCACCUCAACAUGGUCUUUCAUACUGUGCUAAAAACACUACUCACACUUGGUGUGAAGUUAGCUGCGAUAAUGGCUAUGCAAUUUAUGACGAUGAAACCGAAGAAUAUUUGGAUAAUUUUCGAAUUUCAUGUGAUCACAAACAUCCGGGUUGGAAAUAUCGAACAAUUCCAGAUUGCACAAAACAAGAUCUACCAGAUGCUGUUGGACAAUCAUUUACUAUAGAACUUGAUAGUGAAAAUCCGCUUUGUUCUAAUAAAGAAUCCAAAGAAACUUUCAUUUCAAGCUUAUCUGAUCAAAUGAAGACACAUUUAUGCAAUAACCAGGAAGGUUGUAGUAUUAUUUCGGAAAUUCCAGAAUGCAUUGAAGAAGAAAUAGAAGAUGACAAGAUCGAUGAUACACCGCUGGGUGAUCGUGAGAAAUAUCAUAUCUCGAAAAGAGAAGUACCCUCAGGAAAUCGUCAAAAGAAGAACAAAAAACGAAUUCGACUUAAUGUUAAAAUUCGACUCUACACGAAGAUUAGCAAACGUAUGGGUUUAUGGGAAAAUAAUGCUACUCUGUCGGAGAACAUUCGUCAGAUGAAAUAUGAAUUUCAGAGAUUCAAUACAAAUGAACCAUUGAAGAGAGCCCUGGAAGAUAUGCAAAUCAAUGUUAGAAGGUUGAAAAUUGAAGAAUUCGUUCGUUGUCCCGAUGGAAGUGUAUCGAAGAAGAAUAUUUGUGUCCAAUGUGCACGAGGAACCUAUCAAGAUGCCGCUCUAAAUAGCUGCAAGUUGUGCCCUCUGGGAACUUAUAAUUCUCAGUAUGCUCAAAAUGUGUGUUCAAGAUGUCCUCCCCAUCAUACAACUAGACGAGAAGGACGUCUUUAUCAAACCGAUUGCAAAGCUGAAUGUCCUCCAGGAACCUGGGCCAAACUUCGCCAAAAGCCACGUAGAAACUCUUCAGGAAUGACAGCUUCCCAUAGUUUUAUGCCUUUUUGUAGAAAAUGUGCAGCUGGCGAUUAUCAACCUGCAUACAAUCAAAUAAGCUGCCAUCAAUGUCCAAUAGGAUUCACCUCACCACGUGGCUCAACAUCACUCUACGAUUGCAGUGAGAAAAAGCUUCACAUUUGCGAGACUCAGGCAAAAAUUUGUGGAGACUUUGGCAAAUGUAUCGCCGAAGAUGGUGGUGAUGAUCUGUAUAGCUGUAUCUGCCCCGGAGGCUACCAGGGAGCACGGUGCGAGCAUCCAAUCGAUCUAUGUCAUUCAGGGCCAUGUGUCAAUAAUGGCAUUUGUGCUCAUCUUAACGAAACUACAAUUACAUGUCAAUGUCCUCCAGAAUUCACUGGAAAGUUCUGUGAGGAAUUACGCAAUCCGUGUGACGUCACAGUGUGUCAAAAUGGCGGUACAUGUAUCGUAUCUGACGAUGGUGAAGCUGUAUGCGAAUGUUCAUCCGACUUUGAAGGGAAACUAUGUGAAGAAUCGGUCAAUUAUUGCGACUCAAUGCUUUGUGAAUCGGGUAUUUGUCAAAAUAAAAACAAUGGCUACAUUUGUAUCUGUCCCCCCGGAAUUAUCGGAAGAAGAUGCCAUUUGAGACCUUGUGAUAACUUUCCUUGUCAUCCAAAUGCAACUUGUGUGGAUAUGAUGCAUUUUCCCGCUACCAGGGGGAGUUACGAAUGCAAAUGUCCGAAAGGUCUUAGAGGUUAUGAUUGCUCAGAGAUAUCAAAUCCUUGUGAAUCUUCGCCUUGUGAGAAUAAUGGAAUUUGUCAAGCUGUAGCUUUGAGGGGGGAACCUAUCCCAGAUGGAACAAUUUUAGAUGAUGACGUGUAUGAGAAGUUUACAUGUAAAUGUCCGCCAUAUUUUUACGGUGAGCUGUGUGAGAUCUUUACAAAGCCGGACUUUGUCAUGAAGUUUAGCAAGGCCAGCACAUUGAAUUAUGUGAAAAUGAAGGGGCCUGAUCAUGAUCUCUCGGAGUUCUCAUUUUGUACGUGGAUAAAGACAGAUGACAGCUUUACCUAUGGAGCUGUUCUGUCAUAUGCAACAAAGGAUAAUGAUAACGCAUUUACUCUCACAGAUUACUCAGGAUUUGUUUUGUAUGUUAACGGUAAUUCAUCGGGCUCCGAUAUUGUUGCCAACGAUGGUGAAUGGCAUUUCUUGUGUGCUUCCUGGACAAGUGAGAAUGGUUAUUAUGAGCUCUUUUUUGAUGGCCGAUUGGAACAUGCUGGGAUGAAUUUAAGUGCUGGGCAGCAUAUUCCUGGUGAUGGAAUUUUCAUCGUUGGUCAGGAACAGGAUAGACUUGGUGGAGGUUUUAGUGAAUCAGAGUCAUUUAUUGGCCAGAUAGCUUAUUUAGAAGUUUGGGAUACAGUAAUUACAGCUGAUCAAGUGAAUGAAUUUUACCGAAGUUGUCAACCAUACCGUGGAAGUUUAUACUCAUGGACAGAUUUCAAAGGGAAGAUUCAUGGUGGAAUAGAAAUUUUACCAUCAAAUUUCUGUCAAGACUGUCGAAAGGACCUUCAAAUAUCAAAUGGAUUUAUACGUUAUAAGGAUAAUCAGGCGUUAUACUUUUGUAAUCCUGGAUUUAUUAUGAGAGGGUCAACAACAGUUAGACAUUGUUUGAGAACAUCAGAAUGGUCUUAUGAGACACCAUAUUGUGAUGUUGUGGAUUGUGGAAAUUUGCGUCCAGUGGAAAAUGGACGAAUAAACUAUUCAUCUGGUACAACCUUACACAGUAUUGCAGAAUAUGAAUGCAGUAAUGGAUACGCUGUUGAUGGGAAUGACAAAAGAGUAUGUCUAACUAUGGGAGUAUGGUCUGGCCAAGAACCAGUUUGUCGAAGUUAUGUUCAGUGUGAGAAACUUAUUUUACCCGAAAAUAUACACGUUGUAUAUGCCAGUGACAAGGGAAUAAUACAAUGGGAAAUGGAUUAUUAUCCAGUUGGUGUUUUUGCACAGGUUACUUGUUUACUGACAUCAAGGGAUCAUUUUCUGACAUGUAUGGAUGACGGUGAGUGGGAUGGCUCCAUUCCAAAUUGCAAUCAAUACCCUAUUACAAGUGAUGUACCAGAAACUACCACCAUUCCUCCUAGCAGUUCCAUUGCAACUACAAUAUCUACCACCACACCAACACCAACAAGUGAAAAACUUAUUACUUUCGAUCUCAUUCGUCCAACUUCUGAAUUCCAAAAGAUUGAUGACUUAAAUCUAAGAACUUCAACUGUUAAUCUUGAAGAAGAUCUAAAACCGGACCUAGAAUCAGAAAUCACCACUAAAAUACCACAUUCUGCACCAAAACUACCAACAACGGAAGUGGACCCAACACCAAUGUCAGUUAUAAAAUUGACAACAGAAGAACCUAUGCUAUCAACUUCACCUGUACAACCGUUACAAAAUAAAACUCCUUAUCCAUAUAAAGAUUUCUGGAAUUUACUCUACGAAUUCUUAUACAAAGGUUGUCUAGGUGAAAGUUCUACAGAAGUCAUUCUUUGUUCACAAACAACAAAGCCUGUUUAUCAUUCAAAUCUUUUCAUUUCUGAUCAAAACAAUAUGGAAAAAUAUCCAAAUGUUGAUGUUCAACUUUUAGACUUGUUAGAACGGCAUUCCAAUGAUGUGUUAAAUGAAACCAAUGGUGUUCCCUAUGAAGACUUUUUUGACAUACUUAUCUAUGGAAAGAAUUUUGCUAAUGUCACAAAGAUGGAACCUGAUUUUGAGAAUGCCAUAAGAUUUGUACUUUGUAUUUUCCUUGAUGCCAUUGCUUGGGAGAAUAAAUUUGAUCAGAAACCUCCAGUUGAAGAGGAUGCAACUGCGCUGGAAAACCGUAGUGGAAUUUUGAAGAAGUUGAUAAGAAAAUUGAUUGUACCAGUUUAUGAAGAAUAUAAGAGACGGUUUCCUGAAGUAAAAACUACGACCCCAAAAGCUUGGGAAAUGUCAAGCACAGUAGAUGAAAACAAUUUCGAUGAAAUUGGAGAGGCUGAAUGGACUGAUGAUAGCAAUGACGAAACACCGGGUUGUGAUUGGAGUAGUUUACCAGAUCCACCAUUGGGCGGGGUCAUUGUUCAGUACAAGUUUUGGGAGAACGAAACUAUCAGUUUCGGAGGUGCAGUUGAAUACGGCUGUGGAACUAAUCUGCAGCGUAUUGGAAGAUCGUGGUUAUCGAAGUGCUUGGAAAAUGGUCAGUGGAGUGAUAUCGACUACAAAUGUCAUCUUAAAUGGUGCUAUGAACCACCCCUUCUUAGGAAUAUGAUUGUGGAUUCACCAUCAGAUCACUAUCGGAUUGGCCAUAUCGCCACCGUAAGCUGUGAGCCAGGUUUCUAUCUUUUUAAGAAUAACAACACAAUUGAAUGCCUUCCAAGUGGAAUGUGGUCAAGAGUGCAAACUUGGUGUGCAAGAAUUUCGUGUGAUAUUCCAAGCUUACCUGAAAAUGCUGAAACAGUUAAAGGAAGCUCUUUUCUUUAUGAAGACACUUUAUCAGUAAAAUGCGGCGAAGACUUCUAUGAACUUACUUGCGAUAUCAACGGUCAAUGGACAUCAAAUCUUCCAGAAAUCUGUUAAUAAUAAUUAUAUAAAAUUUUAAAAUAAGAUUAGAA